Messenger RNA from Drosophila bipectinata, 540 nucleotides. RefSeq lists its product as uncharacterized. The record is from RefSeq and is a predicted model, not a curated record. NCBI's taxonomy places the organism in Eukaryota, Metazoa, Arthropoda, Insecta, Diptera, Drosophilidae.
AUGAAAACUUCGUUACUUUUCAUAAAUAUUUUGUUGGCCUUUCAUUUGGCCAAAGUGGUUAAGCCCGCGGUUGAAUUCAGAAAUAUUAUCUGCACAUCACUGGAUAAGACAUUCUCAGACUUUGAAUAUUGUUUUUUGAAAUCGAUAAACAGGACAUACAAAUACUUUUCCUUAAAGGUUAAUCUGUUCAAAGUUCCAGUCACAAAGGUCAAGGUUAAUUUCGCACUCUACAAACGAUUUAAUGGCUACAAGCCCUUCCUCUACAAUAUGACCCUAGACGCUUGUAAGUUUCAACAAAAUCCAAAGGGUAAUCCUGUGGCACUUUAUUUUUACGAGUUUAUAAUUGAGGUAUCCAACAUGAAUCACUCGUGUCCCUACGAUCACGAUUUGGUUUUGGAAAAGUUAACAACAGAACAGAUUAGUCAUCGUCUCACAACAAUACUUCCGUUUCCGGAGGGAGACUACAUGUUUCAAAUGUACUGGUUUGCUUACGGAAUAAAUCGUGCAAGGUUUCAGAUAUUUUUAUCAAAAGACAAAUGA